CACGUUGAUACUCAACCUGAGAACAGAUUUUCAUCGUUGGUUCAUGAUCAACAAAUCGUAAUUGUACCAGAAUUUACACUUGAAUCUGCUUUUGAUCCCACAAAAUAUUUUAUUUUUUGUGGGAAUGUUCUUGGAUCACCUUAUGGUACUGCAUCUCCAGUUACGAUUAAUCCUGAAACAGGCAAUAUAUAUGGCCCAGAAUUUCCUUUGACAACGCCCCGAGAUGACCAACCAGCAACAGGUCUUGCAGCUGCACGCAUGUCUGCGCUUCUAACAUAUCGUUCUCGAGAUUCUUUCGAGUCUCGAUUUGGUCGUACAUAUCAAGAUUUAAAUAAAAAUGCAACAGUCAAUGGUUUCUCAUUCGUUAAAGCAAAAACACCAGCGGAGUACGCUUUAUUACUACAUAAUGAUGGUCUUCGAUGUAAUAAUGUUAAUGGUAAGUCUUUAAAGUCAAGGGAUCAAAACGGAAACAAUAAUAUAGCCUUAAAACAAGCAAAUAUCCAAGAUAACGAUAAUAUUGAGCCACUUGAUAACAAAGAAUAUAAUCAGGAAAACAACAAUGUACAUUCAACUGCUGCUGUACCGCAUUUAUUUUCAGCACAGUCAUAUCUUAGAUAUCAAGGUGAUAAAUUUGUAAAAAGGUUUGAUGCUAAUUGUUAUAUAAGUCUUACACGAAAGAUGGAUGCUUAUGAUAUAGCAAAAGAUAGAGGUGAUUUGAAGGAGUCAGAUGGUCUUUUUACUAUAUCUGAACAAUAUGAGUUGGCAGAAUUUAUACCAAAUUCUGAGAUGGUAACCAUUAAAUCGCUGGAUGGACAUGAUGGUUUUCUUAUCGAGUUUGAUCAGAUGAAUCGACAUAUUCUUCGCUUUACUCGUACACAUUUAUCUGAAAUAUUUGAGGAAGAAUCAUGUGAAAGUGAUGGUAUAGAAGAAGAAAAAUUGGUGGCUACCAAAAAUAGUUUGUUUGGUGAAGCAGAAGUUGAGUUUCUUUAA
This is a messenger RNA of Racocetra fulgida, 990 nucleotides long. The record is from the annotation of a GenBank genome assembly. Lineage: Eukaryota; Fungi; Glomeromycota; Glomeromycetes; Diversisporales; Gigasporaceae.